Messenger RNA from Helianthus annuus (common sunflower), 871 nucleotides. Its product is annotated as dirigent protein 21. The transcript has a single exon. The record is from RefSeq and is a predicted model, not a curated record. Lineage: Eukaryota; Viridiplantae; Streptophyta; Magnoliopsida; Asterales; Asteraceae. Bases 37 to 612 code for a protein of 191 amino acids.
AACCCUCUCAAUUAGUCUCCAACUCUCAUCUCCACCAUGGCCCAAACUAUCCCCAAAUGCAGAAAUAUCAUUUUCACUCUUCUCAUAUUCUCAUCUCUUCUUCAAGCACAAUCCCAUAAAUUUGCAAAUAAAUUGUCACCAAAAUCACUUGGUUUCAAGAAAGAAAAGCUAACCCACCUCCACUUCUAUUUCCACGACAUAGUUAGUGGUGACCACCCCACCGCAGUCCGGGUGGCUGAGGCCCCCAUGACCAACACCUCUAGUACCUUCUUUGGUGCAAUGGCCGUGAUCGACGAUCCGUUGACAAUGGGUCCUGAACCGACCUCCAAGAUUGUCGGAAGAGCCCAAGGGAUAUAUGCAUCUGCUGGUUUAACCGAGGCACGAUUGCUAAUGACUUUGAAUUAUGUUUUUAGUGAAGGAAAGUACAAUGGUAGCACUUUGAGUAUAUUAGGGUCAAAUUCGGUGUUCUCAAAGGUGAGAGAGAUGUCGAUCGUUGGUGGAAGUGGGCUUUUUCGAUUUGCUCGUGGAUAUGCGCUUGCAAAGACUCAUUUUUUCAAUCUUAGCACUGGUGAUGCCGUUGUUGAGUACGAUGUUUAUGUCCUGCAUUAUUGAUUGCAACAACACAAAUUCUAAAACCAAUUCAUUAAGUCCGUUUUUGUUUAUGUCGCAUAUAAGGAUAGAUGCAGUUUGAUGCAUAUAUCAUUUUCUUAUUUCAUGUAUUAUUUAUGUAUCACACCAUUUGUAUUUAUUUUUUGUAUUACAUAUAUCAUCUAAAGAAACAAUUACGCAAUCACUUGUAAAUAGCUAGGGGUGUAAACGAGCUGAGCAGCUCCGAGCUACUCAAGAAUGGAUGAGUAAAAAUUCGAAUCGA